Molecule: messenger RNA, 1641 nt
Organism: Aptenodytes forsteri (emperor penguin)
Lineage: Eukaryota; Metazoa; Chordata; Aves; Sphenisciformes; Spheniscidae
Gene: GPR176
Product: G protein-coupled receptor 176
Exons: 3
Coding region: 1-1590 (529 amino acids)
Biological process (GO): G protein-coupled receptor signaling pathway
Cellular component (GO): plasma membrane
Molecular function (GO): G protein-coupled receptor activity
Source: RefSeq, a predicted model, not a curated record
AUGGGGUACAACAAAAGCUGGAUCUUGAGGAAUGAAAGCGAGCAUGCCCCGUACCAGGCUGUCACCAGAGCUCUGGAGAUGAGGAACACCUCGGCUGGGCAGAUAGUGUGGCAGGGUGGGAACGGCAGCGAGGCUGGCACCGCGGAGAGCGAGGAGCACGGCGAAGAGCAGACCUACAGGCAUUUCACUACCACUGUGCAAAUUGUCAUCUUCGUAGGGUCUUUGCUGGGUAACAUCAUGGUGCUGUGGUCAACUUGCAGAACAUCGGUACUUAAAUCUGUAACAAACCGAUUCAUUAAGAAUUUGGCCUGCUCGGGGAUCUGUGCCAGCCUAGUCUGUGUGCCUUUUGACAUUGCUCUUAGUGCCAGUCCACACUGCUGCUGGUGGAUCUAUACGAUGCUCUUCUGCAGAAUUGCCAAAUUUCUGCACAAAGUCUUCUGCUCAGUGACCAUCCUUAGUUUUCCAGCCAUUGCUCUUGACAGGUACUACUCUGUUUUAUACCCUUUGGAAAGAAAAAUAUCUGAUGCAAAAUCCCGAGACCUGGUUAUCUAUAUCUGGGCCCAUGCAAUAGUGGCCAGCAUUCCAGUAUUUGCUGUGACCAAUGUGUCUGAUAUUUAUGCCAUGUCCACCUGUUCUGAAUCUUGGAGUUACUCCCUUGGCCACCUGAUAUACGUCAUCAUCUAUAACAUCACCACUGUGAUUGUACCAGUGGCUGUGGUAUUUCUCUUUAUGAUUCUUAUUCGCAGGGCACUGAGUGCCAGCCAGAAGAAAAAAGUCAUCAUAGCUGCCUUAAGGACCCCUCAGAAUACAAUUUCCAUCCCUUAUGCCUCCCAGCGGGAAGCUGAGCUCCAUGCCAUGCUGCUUUCCAUGGUUAUGAUAUUUAUUUUCUGCAGCGUCCCCUAUGUGACUUUGGUGAUUUACCGCACCAUACUCAAUAUUUCAGAUAUUUCAGUCUUCUUGCUUCUCACUGCCAUUUGGUUGCCCAAGGUCUCUUUGCUGGCCAAUCCUUUGUUGUUUUUAACUGUUAACAAAUCUGUACGGAAGUGCUUAGUGGGGACAAUAGUACAGCUGCACCGAAGGUAUAGCAGGAGAAACAUUGUGAGCUCGGGAGGUGUUGCAGAUGCUAAUCUGGAGCCCAGUGUCCGCUCGGGGAGCCAGCUUCUGGAGAUGUUUCAUAUCGGGCAACAACAAAUCUUCAAGCCAACGGAAGAUGAGGAGAAUGAGACCAAAUCCAUUGGCUCUGGUGACUUUCAGCAGAAAGAAAUUCCUACCACCAGUUUAGAGGUAGGAGAGACUUUGGUUCACAAAUUUAUACCACAGACGAUUGCAGACUCUGCAGCUCAGGUGGCGCCAGCUGUGCCCACAGAAGCUGAUACGGUAAAUGACAAGUAUUCCAUGCAGUUUGGUUUUGGACCCUUUGAGCUGCCUCCACAGUGGCUCUCAGAAAACCGAAACAGUAAGAAGCGACUCCUGCCUCCUUUGGGGAAUACCCCUGAAGAGCUAAUCCAGACGAAACAGCCUAAGGGUAAAGCAGAAAGAAAAAUCAGCAGAAACAAUAAAGUCAGUAUUUUUCCCAAGGUGGAUUCUUAGUAAGAGCAGGAGCUUUAAGUGACAGAGGAAGGUCACCUUCUAUUAUAUGUG